AUUGGGUCAUGGCUGAAAUGUUUUUUGAGUUAAUUUUUUAAUCAUAAAAACCAAAACAAAACAAAAACAUCUCAUUUUGACAUUAUGAGUUAAAUUGUUGUUUUUGUGCUCUCGACGCAAGCUAAUGUAAUUGAAUCGUGAUUAUCAUAUAUUUUGCGCCAGAGUGGAUUUUUUUUUUUAAAUUUGCAAAUUGAAAAAAAAUCUGAUUUAUAACCUCACAUAUUCUCAGAAUAACCUUUACUUUCAUUCAAGCCAGUGUUUCCUCGCAAGGAACGAUGUGUAGCAAACUUUAUACACGCACUGUAUAUUCAAAAGAAAACAAGUUUCUGCAAACAAAAGUAAUAAAAACAAAUUCCACAAAAAUAUAAUUAAUAGAUUUUUGAGAGCAAUCAAUAUGCAUUAAGUUUCAACGAACAUCACGCACCAUCUGCCAAUUGAAAGUAGAGCUACUGUGUUAGCCAAACUACUACUACGACAAGGCGUGACUAGGGCAAUGUGUAAGCAAUUAAAUUGCUUCGUUAAAAGUUUGCCCCAGUCAUGGAACUACAGAAACUACGCUUCGCACUCCACAGCAUAGCACACACGCACACAGAAGGAACCUAUUAAUGGACGAGGUGAAGACUGUGCAACUGCGAAAUAAAAACGCUUAUUUAUUGUGUUUAAUACACUGACUCGCGCAGAACACGGGCAAAUGCAAAACUAGUAACUAAAUACGAGCAGUCACCAAGUGCGAAGGAAUGCAAGCGAAUGCCAACACUUGACUUACAUAUGUAAGGGGUAACCAAGUGACGUUGUGCGAUGCCUGGAACUUUUAAUAUCGACCAAACAACGCCACUCAACGAGUAAACAUAUAGUUGUUGGGUCUCUUGUUUGCCUUUGGCGUGUUUGUUGCGUGAAGCUGUCGAAAGUGCAACUGAAACUGACACAAAAGUGCAAAACGCCUUAAAGUCAAAGGUUGAUUUGGUUAUCCUGCGGUCGCGAUCUAAUGCUACCGCUGCAGCCACUAAGCAAGAGACGAACACUUCACGAAGGAUAACUGAGUGCUUGGCAAUUGCAUAUGUAGAAAUCUAUAUGAGUGUUAGACAAAGCGCAUAACUGCACACGUGAUUUCGGUAGCACGUUCAACGGUCGUAAGUGCUCGGUGUGCGGUGCUGCACUUUGGUGAGGCGUUGCGGCAGUUAUUUUUUUUAGCAUAAAAUACUGACAAAAAUAUGUGCUAUGUAAGUGCGAAAAAUACAAAAUUAAAAUUUACGACUAGCACGCGAGCUCAUAAGUCAAGUGGCGCAAGCAUCUUUUGCUAAGACUGAGAAGCCCACCACUUGUGGUAGCGGCGGUGACAGUGCAUCCAACUCGUGCUCCUCGAAAGCGUGUGUGAGUGCCAGUGGCUAAGAGGAGCGCCUCCGACACAGUGUUAUGUACAAUAAGUAAAUUAAAUUGAAACAAAAACAAAUCUCAAAGUCGCAUGUUUUAACUCGGUGAUGGCUUAGACUAGAUAUCAAAGGAAAAUGGGUGAUUCAGACAGCGAGGACAGCGAUGGCGAGGGUGGUCUUGGCAAUGUCUCACGCGUGAUCAUACGUCCACCCGGGCAGAGUGGCAAGGCCAAGCGCGGCCAUCUUUGUUUUGAUGCUGCUUUUGAGACGGGGAAUCUCGGCAAAGCCGAUCUGAUUGGCGAUUUUGAGUACGACUUGUUUUUAAGGCCGGACACUUGUAAUCCUCGCUUUCGUUUCUGGUUCAAUUUCACUGUGGACAAUGUGAAACAAGAUCAGCGCGUACUUUUCAAUAUCGUCAACAUAAGUAAUCCGCGUAAUUUGUUCAAUUCUUCACUGGUGCCGCUGGUGAAGUCUUCCAGCCGUCCCAAAUGGCAACGCUUGCCGAAGAAGAAUGUUUUCUACUAUCGCUCGUUGUUGCAUCAAAAUCAUUAUGUGCUGAGUUUUGCAUUCUCUUUCGACAAGGAAGAUGACGUGUAUCAAUUUGCAGUUGCACCGCCUUACAGUUACUCGCGGCUUCAGUCGUAUUUGAAUGUGAUCGACGCACGACAAACGGAGCCAAGAUUCGUACGCAGUGUGCUGACGAAGAGUGUGCAAAAGCGAAAUCUUGACCUGCUCACGAUUGACCACGUCACCGCCAAAACAAAAGCGUCGCGCCUGGAUCGCGGAUUCAUACGCAUCAUUGUAAUUUUAUGUCGUGUACAUCCCGGAGAUACGCCGGCCUCCUUUAUGUGCCAAGGAUUUAUUGAGUUUAUUACAAGCAAUCACCCGAUUGCCGUUGUGCUGCGCGAUAAUUUCGUCUUCAAGAUAGUGCCGAUGGUAAAUCCGGACGGUGUCUUUUUGGGCAAUAACCGCUGCAAUUUGAUUGGACAGGAUUUAAAUCGCACAUGGCAUGUGGCCACUGAAUUUUCUCAACCCACGCUAUAUGCCGUAAGGAAUAUGCUUAAGGAACUCGACAACUCUGACAUUUAUCAGAUUGACUUCGUCAUUGACCUGCAUGCGAAUUCCAGUCUGCAUGGCUGCUUUAUUUACGGCAACACAUACGACGAUGUCUACCGACAUGAACGCCAUCUGGUGUUUCCGCGUUUGUUCGCCGCCAAUGCGCCCGACUACGUGGCCGAGAAUACAAUGUACAAUGCGGACGAGAAGAAAGUUGGUUCUGCGCGCCGUUAUUUCUGUGAGCGGCUUAGCGAUACGGUGAACGCCUACACCGUCGAGGUGUCCAUGAGUGGCCACUACUUAAAGGAUGGCAAAACUGUUGCGCUCUACAACGAAGAUGGCUAUUACCGUUGUGGUCGCAAUUUGGCGCGCACCUUCCUUCACUACUACCGUUUCAUUAAUGUGUUGCCCACGCCCGUGGUAUCCGAGGCGCGUUUACGUCGACGCAAUCGCCCGCGUACGCAUCACUCACGUUCACGCUCGCGCACUCGAUACGAAGUGAAGCCACGGCCGAAGACAACACGCUGUUAUGCACCGAUUGCGUACACGAACCUCUCAAUUCAUUAUGACUCUGGUGGGGGAUCGUCCGAUGAGGGUGGCUUCUCCCCCACACGUCCCAUAGCGCCGGGUAGCAGUCUUUUCAGCGGCUACCGUAAUUAUCGACGCAUACACGGCAGUUCGGCGGUGACGCACGAUCAGUACGCACUGCUGGCGCUUAAGUCAACGAAACACGAUCAUUUGGGCGACUUUGGCGGUGCUGGCAGAGCGCAUGCGUAUCAGCAAGCGCGUGCGGCAACGGCUGAAAAGUCAGGCAAAUCGGUGACCUUCGAGCAGCCGCUGAAUGUGCCGCCGAAGCCGUAUUUAUCCAUCAUUGAUCUCAAUCAGCUGACGCGCGGUAGUUUGGAUCGCAAGUCGGGCAGCUUUGAUGUCGACCAUCGUUGACGAAAACCGCAGGUAGACGGACGGUGUGCAAGUAGAUAGAAUAACAAAUUUUUCUCUCGAAAAAUUAUAGUUAAAUUUCAAUAUACGAUUUUUUAAUUAAUCCAUUACGCUUCGUUACCUUUUCUAUGCAAGAAACUUGAACGCUAUUAAUAAUUAUUAUACACUUUUUGCGCAAAAAAAUUUUCUCUAUGAAAACAAAAAUCUCAUUAAGUAAAUAAAUAAACAAACGCUGCGAAUAUUUUGUUUACUUUAAAAGUGUGUACAGAUGGGCUUGUGUGCAUGCCAAUGAUUUGUGUACAUUAAAUUUAGAAUGCAUCUCAGGGUCGCUGCCUCUUGUGUAUUUACAUGUAUGUAUGUAUAUGCAUAUAUAAUAUAAUACAUAUAAUACAAAUCAUUUUGGCAUUUUGACUAUAGCAUAAAUUCUCUUUGCAUAUCUGGUGUUAAGGAAGCUUAUGCUUACUCAGAUGGUAAGCUCUUUGGCGUCGCUAUUAAUUUAUCGAUCUAAAAGCAAAAUAAUAGUUAUAAUUUACGCUGACUUGUUUAUUUUGCCUUCGUUGACAAUUUCUGUGAAUCGCAGCCAACAAAACCGCAGCUGGUCGUAAUAAAUAUAUAUGAAACUGUAAAUUAUACCUCAACGUGACCGUAGCAGAGUGAAUUGAGAGAAAUUCAUAUGCAAGUCGAAAAUUAUAAAUUUUGCUUCUAACGGCUGUGUCAUCCCAAAAGUAUUUUCAAUUAUUCUAGUUCAAACCCCAGUA
This is a messenger RNA of Bactrocera oleae (olive fruit fly), 4123 nucleotides long. Its product is annotated as cytosolic carboxypeptidase 6. Gene Ontology annotation, molecular function: metallocarboxypeptidase activity; zinc ion binding. Gene Ontology annotation, biological process: protein side chain deglutamylation; proteolysis. NCBI's taxonomy places the organism in Eukaryota, Metazoa, Arthropoda, Insecta, Diptera, Tephritidae. The record is from RefSeq and is a predicted model, not a curated record.